This is a messenger RNA of Otolemur garnettii (small-eared galago), 3387 nucleotides long. It is a transcript of the gene PIK3R3, whose product is annotated as phosphoinositide-3-kinase regulatory subunit 3. Gene Ontology annotation, cellular component: phosphatidylinositol 3-kinase complex. The coding region runs from base 433 to 1818 and encodes 461 amino acids. Gene Ontology annotation, molecular function: 1-phosphatidylinositol-3-kinase regulator activity. The transcript is spliced from 10 exons. Gene Ontology annotation, biological process: phosphatidylinositol phosphate biosynthetic process; insulin receptor signaling pathway. NCBI's taxonomy places the organism in Eukaryota, Metazoa, Chordata, Mammalia, Primates, Galagidae. The record is from RefSeq and is a predicted model, not a curated record.
UUUAUUCCAACGUGUUCUUUUUUUUUUCCCACCCCCUCUUCAUUCUCCCUCCUCCGAAGGACACAAAAGUGGCUUCCGGGGAAAGAUUUGGAGACGGUGGGAGCUUUUCUCUUUGGAGAUCAACUGUGUAGAAAGGAUUUUUGGGUACAGCUUUUAACACCUCUGCCAUCAGUCCCUCAAACCUCUCUGUACUUCUCCAAGAACAACCCUUAGCUUGAAAGUUCGGGGGGCAUUUUGCUGGGUGCACUAGGAGGAGAGAAGGGGAGAACUCUGUUCUCGUCCUGGUAGUUAGCUGGACCUGCACCGGCCGUUGGAGAAACCCCGAAGUACAUUUCCGUAUGGAACUUUUACAGAUCUAGAUAUUUAGAUUUUAAAUACUAGAUAAAUAUAUGCUUUCUAUAUAUUUCCUGACGACCUGCCCCUGACAGCGCGAUGUACAAUACAGUGUGGAGUAUGGACCGCGAUGACGCAGACUGGAGGGAGGUGAUGAUGCCCUAUUCGACAGAACUGAUAUUUUAUAUUGAAAUGGAUCCUCCAGCUCUUCCUCCAAAACCACCUAAGCCAGUGACGUCUGCAGUUACAAAUGGAAUGAAGGACAGUUCUGUUUCUCUUCAAGAUGCAGAAUGGUACUGGGGGGAUAUUUCAAGGGAAGAGGUGAAUGACAAGUUACGGGACAUGCCAGAUGGUACCUUCUUGGUCCGAGAUGCCUCAACAAAAAUGCAGGGAGAUUAUACUUUGACUUUGCGGAAGGGAGGAAAUAAUAAGUUAAUAAAGAUCUAUCAUCGAGAUGGUAAAUAUGGCUUUUCUGAUCCUCUGACGUUUAAUUCUGUGGUGGAGCUCAUUAACCACUAUCAUCAUGAAUCCCUUGCUCAAUACAAUCCCAAACUUGAUGUGAAGCUGAUGUACCCAGUGUCCAGAUACCAACAGGAUCAGUUGGUAAAAGAAGAUAACAUUGAUGCAGUAGGUAAAAAACUGCAAGAGUACCACUCUCAGUAUCAGGAGAAGAGCAAAGAGUAUGAUAGACUAUAUGAAGAAUAUACCAGAACAUCCCAGGAAAUACAGAUGAAGAGGACUGCAAUUGAAGCUUUUAAUGAAACAAUUAAAAUAUUUGAGGAACAGUGUCACACACAAGAACAACACAGCAAAGAAUAUAUUGAGCGAUUUCGCAGAGAAGGGAAUGAAAAGGAGAUUGAACGAAUUAUGAUGAAUUAUGAUAAAUUAAAAUCACGUCUGGGUGAGAUUCAUGAUAGCAAAAUGCGUCUAGAGCAGGAUUUGAAGAAACAAGCUUUGGACAACCGAGAAAUAGAUAAAAAAAUGAAUAGUAUCAAACCUGACCUGAUCCAGCUGCGCAAGAUCCGAGAUCAGCACCUUGUAUGGCUCAAUCACAAAGGAGUGAGACAGAAGCGCCUGAAUGUGUGGCUGGGAAUCAAAAAUGAGGAUGCUGAUGAGAACUAUUUUAUCAAUGAGGAAGAUGAAAACCUGCCCCAUUAUGAUGAGAAAACCUGGUUUGUUGAGGAUAUCAAUCGAGUACAAGCAGAGGAUUUGCUUUAUGGGAAACCUGAUGGUGCAUUCCUAAUUCGUGAGAGUAGCAAGAAAGGAUGCUAUGCUUGCUCCGUAGUCGCUGAUGGGGAAGUGAAGCACUGUGUGAUCUACAGCACUGCUCGGGGCUAUGGCUUUGCAGAGCCCUACAACCUGUACAGCUCGCUUAAAGAGCUGGUGCUCCAUUACCAGCAGACAUCCCUGGUUCAGCACAACGACUCCCUGAAUGUCAGGCUUACCUACCCUGUCUAUGCACAGAUGCCCUCACUCUGCAGAUAAAGAGGAAGUGGGAAGAGGUGGCUCUCUAGCCUUUUAUCCUACAGUUUUUAUUAGACUACGAUGAGGGCAUUCUUUCUACGUAGACUGCUUGUUUUGCACAAGAAGUGAUUCUGUGAAUGUGAAGUGGAGAGGCCACACAGCCACUGGCCUACAUGAGGGCAUUAGGGGCCUGGGGUUCUUUGGGACUCAGCUGUGUUGCUGCACUGACUUACUAAGCUGGAAGGAGAUGUUGUUUUUUGGAAAGUCUAUUUCAUUGGGGUUUUUGUUUUGUUUAGCCAGGCACCCUCAACAGAACAUACUAGGUUUGGUGGGGGGCUGGGGUGGGAGCUAUAUUGGGAAGCCUUUGAAGAGGACAUGUCCUCUUUUGUCCUUUGACACUGAGAACACAGUGGGGGCAUGGCUCUGCUAGGAGUUCUGUUUUGCCAUGGCAGUCUCUCUUCCUCCUCAUCACCCCUCAAAAGAGGCUGUUUAGGUUCUGUAGUAGAAGGGGAAUUGGCGGGUGAAAAAGACAACCAAAGGAAAUGGGGAGGCUUGGGAUUUCAUUUAAAGAAUCUAAGGCAAGGUGGGGAAAAAAAACUUCAGGUGAAGGUACUUUAUUUCACUAACAUAAUUUAGGCUUCAGCAUCUCACUUCUUCCCUUUGAAGAAGCAUUAGGUUUAGAAACCAACAAAACAAUGUUUGUUGCCAGACCAAGGUCUGAUGGGAGAAGACGGCCCUAGUUGCUGAAUGUACACUUCUGUACCAAAACUUGAAAAUAAAAACAAAACUAGUUUGUGAGUUUUAGUAAACACUAAAAUUGGUCAGUGUAUAAGCCCUUCUGUCUGUCCUUGUUUCUCAGAGAUGAGGAAUAGCAUUGUUUUUUGUGGGGAUGGUGAGCUUUGAAUCAUAAAUUGAAGUUGGUGCUUGUGUGGUGUUUCUGUAGCCUCAAGAAUGAUAUGUUGUUUGAAACCUUUGUAACUUGUUUGUAUGAGUAAAGAAAAGGUGCAAUCCAGUGCUUUUAGAUGGCUUGAUAUACCAAAUAAUGAUCUAGAACAACAUUCUUAAUUUGUGCUUCCCCAAGUUUAAAGGCCCUGCAGAAACAGUAAACAGGGUUUAAUUUCCUUUCAUCUCCCCUUCAUUUUCUGGAUAGGGUUUAGGGAGCCAUAGGUGGCCAAGGAAGGGAGCCAGACUGCGGUCAGGGACUUCAGUAAGUCAUAGACCCCGGUGUCCAGGGUGAGGGUCGUACCACAUAAUACAUAUGCUUCCACACAGUGGUUUCUGGAGCUUCUGCAGGGAGAAAAGAUGGCUUACAGAGUUAGACUGUUAGCAGAAGCCAUCUGCAAGCUUUUUUCUUUGCCUUUUUUUGUGAUCCUGGCGUUAAAGCAAUGUGCACAGUCUGCCCUCAUGCUCCAGUGGCAUUGGUUUUAGGCCAGGAAUCUUCUGCUCCAUGUGGCUUAAGCCUUCCAGCUGAGUGAAGCUAGCCAAAUGGAAUGGGGGGGGGGCAUCUACUCCUGCCUCCAUUAUGUCCCACACCCAUCAGUCAACACUCAUUUGACAAAGUCCAGCUGCCACUGAGCCAAUCCUGGGACC